GAACCCUAUUUCCCCAGAUCCCCAGAUUCCCAGAUCGGCAGCCAUUCCCGUGACCCGGGCCUCGGACGCGAGCAGAUCACAAUUACAUAUCGUGGACCGUGAACCCACAGGCAGCAUGUUUCGGUAUAUCAAAGCUGCUCUGGCACCCAACAUUGAGCCAGAGCUACCGCCCGCCUAUUUCGAAUCUCUCAAAGCGGCUCGGAAGCUGUCCUUCACGUCUAGCGACUUCUCCAACCCUCCAGAAUUCGAUCCACUGACGGCGACUGCGUGGGAGCUUUCCGAGCUGUUGAACACCGGGGCACUUACCAGCGUGGAGAUUGUAGAGACGUAUCUUCACCAGAUUGAGCAGCAUAACAGGAGGGGACGCCAAUUACGGGCCUUGAUCUCUGUCGCGCCAAAACAUGAGCUCAUUCGCAUAGCGAAGAAGUUGGAUGCGGAAAGGGCAAGGGGGAAACGAAGAGGGCCGCUUCAUGGCGUGCCAGUGGUGCUAAAGGACAAUAUCAUGACUGAUGCAGACUUGGGAAUGGAUACGACCGUCGGCUCAUAUGCGUUCGUUGGCUGUAUACCAAAGAAGAAUGCUACCAUAGUAGACCGACUCAUCCGGCGAGGCAUCAUCAUCUUGGGCAAAGCCAACCUCACCGAGUUCUGCGGUCUGAAGAAUCCCUCAAUGCCCCCGGGAUGGUCGGCAGUCGGUGGCCAGUGCCAGUCACCUUAUGUCGCACGGCACAUUGCGAAGAAGAAGCUCCACUGGGAGCUGUCCGCUCCCGGCGGCUCAUCAACCGGCCCCGCAGUCAGCGUGGCUUCGGGAUUCAGCACUCUGGCCGUAGGAACCGACACGAUAGGCUCUCUGAUCACGCCUGCGAAUCGAGCCGCACUCUACGCGCUGAAACCAACCGUUGGCGAGAUUCCCAUGGACGGCAUUUUCUGUCUCUCGAAGACGUUCGAUUCCGCUGGCGGAAUGGCGAAGUCGGCCAAGGACUUGGUGGCCCUGAUGGAUGCCAUGAUGUUGCCGACAAGCAAAGAGACAGGGACCAAGAUGCCCAACACAUGUUUCCGGAUCCGCGAGGAUUGGGGGAACCUCAGGAUUGGAUUUACCGAGCCGACCAUCUGGAAACAGUGGCGGAAGAGUGGUCGGAUCAACGCCGAUGCCGAGCGCUUCAUGUUGCAGAAAUACGACUUGGUGGUACAGUCGCUGAUUCAGAUGGGCGUCGACAUUGUGUAUCCUGUGGAGCUGCCGCCGCAGUCGAGCCUAAAUUUAGAAGAUGGCACGAACAGCUUUGAACCCAUUGUUUACUCCGAGUUCAAAGAAUGCCUCGCAGAGUUCAUCCGCCAAUUCAAAGUCACAAAAGUCCACUCCCUAGCCGAAAUCAUCAACUUCAACCUCGAACACCCAGAGCUCUGCCUCCCACCUUCCUGCCCUACACAGAACGACCUCAUGGCCGCCCUCCAAUCGGGCGUCAUGCGCGAACAAGUCUCACACGCCCGCCAACACCUCCAAACAGCCGGCGGCCGCGACGGCCUCGACUACCUCUUUGCCGCCCACCAACUCGACAUCGUCGUCGCACCAGGGGACGCAGCCCUCUCGUCCCUCGCCGCCGCCGCCGGCUACCCAACAGCCGCAUGCCCGCUCUCGGCGCUCAAACUGAAUGGCCAACCCUUCGGCAUGACGCUCGCCUCGCGCCCGCACACGGAGCACCUCCUCCUGCACUUCCUGACGGCCUACGAAGCCACGUUCCCGCCGCGCGCGCUGCCGCUGCCCUUGUCCAGCGUGCCCCUGCAGUCGCCGAACCCGGAGCCCUUGCCCGAUAAACCCAUCAUCGAUCUCAUUCUGCAUGAGUGGGAUACGCGACGGUUUAGUUGUAGCGCGGAUGCGUUGGCGGAUUGGCUCAAUGCGCGCUGGAGGAAGAGCGGGUAUGAGUUGAGUGCUGAGACGGUGUGCGAGGUCCUGAGGAGUAAUGGGCGGAUUGCGUUUAGGGGGUUGGGGGAUGAUGCUGAGGGGGCUUUUGCGCGGUAGGUGGGGAGGGGAAAGAG
Messenger RNA from Westerdykella ornata, 2031 nucleotides. RefSeq names its product amidase signature enzyme. The transcript has 5 exons. Bases 116 to 2014 code for a protein of 632 amino acids. The record is from RefSeq and is a predicted model, not a curated record. Lineage: Eukaryota; Fungi; Ascomycota; Dothideomycetes; Pleosporales; Sporormiaceae.